CUGCUCACACAUGGAUGACGAUGAAGAUGUUGUCGUGCGACUCGCAAUGCUUGAGGACCGAGUCAGCGCUCUGGAAGAGUCCGUGCUGGGCUCCAUUGAGGAAAACAGGAGCAAGUUCCUUGCGCUCUCAGAGGCUGCAGACACAGAGAAGGAAUCAAUCGCCAUGAUGAAGGAGACGGUCGAGAAGAAUCUGCAUAAGCUGGAGGGAGCUGUGUCCCUGGACAUCAAUCUAGAGCGGCUUGCUCGCAAGGAAGCAGAGACCAAACUUGAGAAGUUCGUCAACGACAAGAUCCUUUCCUUGUCGCUCGAGGCGCAGGCAGGUUCAGCAUCCUAUUCUCAAGAAAGGUUAAGGGGCGAUGAGGUGGACCAAUAUGCUUUGAAGGGGAUGAUCGUAGAAAACCUCCAGGCAGAGCGAGAGAAAUGGAGGAAUGUCGAGGAGCACCUGCUGAAGAAGAUUGACAUCACGUCCGAGGAGAUACAGAAGAUGAUCAGGAUCGAGAGCAAGAUCAGAGAGGAGUCGACUCGCGACAUCAUCUUGAUGUUGUCCAAGUUCAAGGAAACCAUCGGGUCCGACAUUGCGCGUGAGAAGCAAGAGAGAGAGCGAGUCACAGAAUCGAUCCUCAGGAUUCUGGAGGAGGCGAACCUUCGAGGGAGUGGAGGAGCACCGCAUCGCAGCUAG
Messenger RNA from Guillardia theta CCMP2712, 679 nucleotides. RefSeq lists its product as hypothetical. The record is from RefSeq and is a predicted model, not a curated record. The transcript has a single exon. Bases 11 to 679 code for a protein of 222 amino acids. NCBI's taxonomy places the organism in Eukaryota, Cryptophyceae, Pyrenomonadales, Geminigeraceae.